AUGGAAGGAGCCAUCCCCAGCCGGCCAAACACGAGGGUCGCCGUCGUCACCGGCGGGAACAAGGGGAUCGGCUUCGAGGUGUGCCGGCAGCUAGCCAGCGACGGAGGAGUCACGGUCGUCCUGACGGCCCGGGACGAGACGAGGGGCACGGAGGCGGUCGAGAAGCUCAGAACGCUGGGGCUCACCGACGCCAACGUCGUCUUCCAUCAGCUGGACAUCACGGACGCUUCGAGCAUCGCCACGCUAGCCGAUUUCCUCAAGACCCGUUUCGGGAAGCUGGACAUCCUGGUGAACAAUGCUGCAAUCGCCGGGGUUGAGUACCCCCAAGAUGUGGAUACCAACGAGGAAAAGUUCGCUGGCAUGGAUAUCAAGCAGAGACUUGACUGGAUGAUAAAGACUGUCCGGGAGCCCAUCGGCGCCGCAAAGAAAGCCGUGGAGACGAACUACUACGGCACCAAGCAUGUCACCCAAGCCCUUCUGCCUCUGCUGCUGCAAUCUUCCUCUUCCUCCCAGGGGAAGAUAGUGUGCGUCUCCUCCGACUAUGGGCUGCUCAAGCUUAUCGGCGACGAGGAGAUCAGGCGGGACCUCGACGACAUCGACAACCUGACGGAGGAGAGGGUGGACGGAUUUUUUGUCCAAAAGGACCCCCUGCCGAACGCACUGAGAUGA
Messenger RNA from Triticum turgidum subsp. durum (durum wheat), 669 nucleotides. The record is from the annotation of a GenBank genome assembly. Lineage: Eukaryota; Viridiplantae; Streptophyta; Magnoliopsida; Poales; Poaceae.